AAAAUUUAUCCACAUAUGAUACGGAUAUGUGGACGAAAGAGAAGGCCCCGCCUCCUGCAGGGUGCCCACUAUAAAAACAACUGGGCUGGCAUUGGCAGACCACAGGAGAUCAACCAAUUCCCGUACGCCACAAACAUGAACAGCCUCGUCGUCGUCGCCUUCCUCGGUCUUUUCGCCGCUGCCUACGGUGGUUUCGUCGGUGGCUACGGCGGAUACGGCCUCGGCUAUGGUGGAUACGGCCUCGGCUAUGGCGGAUAUGGCCUUGGCUAUGGCUAUGGUCUAGGCUACGGCCACGGUCUCGGCUAUGGACUUGGAUAUGGCCACGCCGUUGCUGUUGCUGCCCCCGUCGCUGUGGCCGCUCCCGUCGUGAAGGCUGUCGCUCCUUUGGCUGUCGCUGCGCCCGUCGUGAAGGCUGUGGCUCCCGUGGCUGUCGCUGCGCCCGUCGUCAAGACUUUCGCAGCUCCCGUCGCCGUCGGUUAUGGCCUUGGCUACGGGCUUGGCUAUGGUCAUGGUUACGGCUAUGGGCUUGGAUUCGGCUUCAAGGGUCUCGGCCACUACUACAAAUAAGUCCUUUCAGACCGGACGAGAUGAUAUACAGAACGCUGGAGUGCCACUGUUGUGCUACGAUGGAGAUCAGGGCGUCAAACUAGGUC
Molecule: messenger RNA, 653 nt
Organism: Dermacentor silvarum
Lineage: Eukaryota; Metazoa; Arthropoda; Arachnida; Ixodida; Ixodidae
Product: cuticle protein 65-like
Exons: 3
Coding region: 16-567 (183 amino acids)
Source: RefSeq, a predicted model, not a curated record